UGUUUUAGACAAGGACUUACAAAACAUGCCUUGCAGCAGCAUCCCCUGCCAGAACCACGAGCUGAGGUCCACCCAGCUGCACCCACUGUCAAAAGCUAUGGGGAGACCUCAAGUGAAUCUGAAAUUUCGAAGGAAACAGAUUACCCUUCUGUUACUCCAACCGAUCAUGGGAAUUCAUGGUCUGUUAGUCAGAGCUAUGCAGGAACCACCACUGAAGACAGCUCAGUCUUCUCUUGGGGCUGUGAUGAAUUUGAUAAAGCUGCCACACGACAGGUUCAGCAAAUGUUCAGACAAAUUGAUGAGCUUCUUUAUGAACAAAAAGAAAAUGUACAUGUUGAGGGACUGCAGGAAGAAUGUCAGCAGUGGACUUCCAGCUUUCCUCAUCUCAGGGUUGUGGGGAAGCAGAUAGUGAUCCCCACAGACGAAGGGUAUGGAUGGUAUUCAAGUUCACCUUCUGGCAGUUUAGGUUCAUCAGAUGUAAGUUCACCACAAGAAAAAGAUUCUAAUGAAUUUAGUGUUUUUGGCAAGAAGGUACCUCUUUCUGUUACUCCUGUUCACAAAAAGGCUGACCGUUCCAAGUCUCCCACCUUGCGUUCUCCGGAGAGUGAAGAAGGUGAAGAUGGAGUAAUCGUCUCCGAAGGUGUAAUGGAGGAAUAUUUAGCAUUCGACUGCAGAGAUGUGGAGGAGGAGCUGCACGAGAGGAAAAUGGGACUUUCCUCUAAUAGACGGAAAUUGGGGUUUCCUCCUAUCUCUCCGUAUUCCUGCAUGAAAGAUUCUGUGCUCACAUUUGUGUUUGAUGACGUAUGGAGUGAAGUCCUAGGCUGCAUGGAGGAAUUAAUCUGCAGACACUGGGAAGGAUCAGCCUCUGAUGAUGAGAAAAAUAUCAUAGCAGUAGAAACAACAACCACAGCAGAUUCCGGAAGCCCUUUGAUGCACUUUGAACCUCUGCCAGUGUUGUUACCUCGCGUGCCACAAACUAAAAUGCCCUCAGUGACAUCAAAUCUGUGCCCAAAAACCAGAUGUGGCCGCAAAACCAAAAAGAGGAGAAAACCACCUCAAAUAAAUCUGUCACAAGGGUCAAGUAAUGGCUCUCAGCGUAAUCUAAAUGGCUUGCUGGUGAUCCAUGGGAUCCAGUUACAGCAAAGGAAUCUGUCUGUAAUGGAGAAAACACUGGACCUGGAUGACAAACGGCCGGGCUCCAGUUCUGUCCUCUCAACCAGAACGUGGCCAAGUCGUCCUCUAGAGCUCAGUACGUCAUCUCUGCCACAUUCCGCAAGAAGGCGAAACCCACCACCACGUACCCUACAUCCCCUCAACACAAACCACUCUCGUACUGGGACACCAGGAUCCGUGGAUGAUGUCAUCAGGGGAACUCGACUUCCAACUGCAUAUGAUCAGCUGACCUCACCCUCCCCACUGCCGCUGAGUCGAAACAAUCUCCUACCACCUAUUAAUACCACUGAUGUGUCAGAGCACGUGAGCACUGCAGGAUCCCAGAGGCAAACGAAGUCUCAGGGAAACUCAAGUCGAGCUCACAGUGCAGCAACACAUGAAGAUAACCACCUGCAGCUACAGGAGAGGCUUUUCUUACCUGAUAAUUUCUCCAGGCCUAACACAACAAACACUUUCUUGCCAGAUGCACAGCAUCGCCGUUCUUGCACUGUUAUUGAUUAUAGUAAUCAACCUUGGACCAGCAGAGGAUCAACAGGUGCAGGUCUUCAGCUGCAUGGUUCUGUGAAAGCCCAAAGUCGAAGCGGAUCAGUCACAAAAAGCAAACAAGGGUUAUAACACGUCACAAAGAAGCAUCCAUCCAUCUCCAGAAAGUCUUGAAUCACCUCUUAUUCUCAACAGUGUCAGCAUUGUUUACAGAGUUUUCAAACACCCUUCCUUAUGAAGAGUCUUAUUUUUAUAUAGACCUAAGAAGCAGCUGCCAAAGAUUAGAAGGGGUAUAUUUACACAUUGCAUUUUCGACUCCUAGAAACAGCUAUACUCCAGUAGACAGUGAAGCCUAAUUGCUAGAAAACCUAGCAAAUACCCAUAAAUCACUGCUGUUUUCUCAUUAAUCCUUAUUGGCUUGUGACCCGUUCACGUUGUUACAGACAUGGACUGCAAGACGUGCUGAUUUCUCCAUUAGCUCUAGGAAAGGUAGCCAGGCCUUCCACAGCAGUAGUGAUUUAAAUUUUUAAAUUGCUAUAUUUAAAGCUAUGUUUAUAUAUUUAAAGCAGUAUUAUGCUAUAAGAAGCAAGAACUGCAUACGAUAUUGCUUGUACAACACAACUUGAACAAGCUGUGAAUCCUGUAGUAGGAGCACCAGAGACUAACGCAGUUGUGUAAAAUAAGGUAGCAAAACAAUUAAUAGAAUUGACAGCUUUUUAGGUAGCACACUAAUGAUCCUUCCUGUGUUAUAUACUACUACCUCUUCCUCAUUGACUCAAGGAGGAUUUUUAAGGGGGGCAAAAAGCGGUCUCUUACUGCAGGUAAUUCCAGGCAGUAUUCAAAAAAAAAAAAAGUACGUUUUCUUCCUGGUGAGCUAUUUUAUGGUGAUUUCCCUAGGUCAGUCAUUCACCCUUUAAAAAAAAGCCCACCCUGCAGUUACCUAAGUACUUCUGUACUUGUCCGUCACUGUCCAAACUCCGCUGAUGAAACGUAGCUUUUUAGUAGUAGGGUGUUUUUUCUGCACCACACGACAGACCUCCUGGAGAGUAUUAGCUUUAGCUGUAGUUGCUCUUGUGGCUCCAGAUAAAA
This is a messenger RNA of Struthio camelus australis, 2745 nucleotides long. Lineage: Eukaryota; Metazoa; Chordata; Aves; Struthioniformes; Struthionidae. The record is from RefSeq and is a predicted model, not a curated record.